UGGGCGUGUUGGAGAUGCUGGCAUCUGCAUGGAGCGGUGUAGAAGGCAGAGACACGUGGACUAGAGGCGGUGAUUGCGACACCAUGGUUGCAGUCUCAUGCGACGUCUACGGCCACGUCACCAGGAUUGACACAUACGGCAGCACGAUAGCGGCCUCUAUUCCAGAGGGCAUCACCGGCUUGAAGCACCUGUCGGUUCUGAGCAUCGAGUCCAGUCAACUGAAAGGCUCCCUUCCCGCUGCUCUCUUCUCUCUGCCCAAUCUCAUCCAACUUUUUCUCACAGAGAAUAGCCUCUCAGGCAGUAUUCCGUACGCUGUGGGAAACGCCAAAAGCUUGGAAACUCUAUGCCUUUCUGACAACUUUUUAAAUGGCACCCUCCCUUCCAGUUUGGGGAACCUCUCUGCGCUCGUCAACCUCAUUCUCAACGACAACUUUUUAUCGGGCUCCAUUCCAGAGUCUCUUAGCAAUCUGCAGAACCUCCAGUACCUGAGUCUUGACUUGAAUCAGUUCAACAGCUCCAUCCCAGACACCCUCAGCACCCUGCAGAAGUUGACACGCGUCCUCCUCGAUCACAACUCUUUUACGGGAUCAAUUCCAGAGUCAAUCGGUGACCUCACAGGCCUGCGAGCACUGUUCCUGCACUACAACUCGCUGAGUGGCACCAUUCCCGCCUCCUUGGUCAACCUGGACCGGCUUACGGCCAUGGCCUUGUCUGAAAACUAUCUUGCGGGAACAAUACCUGCAGUAUUCAGCACCCUCACCGCCCUGCAGUACCUUUUCCUGGGAUACAACCAGCUCGUGGGAAAUCUGCCCUCUCUGAAGCUCAUGCGGUCACUCAAGUUGCUCGCUGCAAACUUCAACUACCUCACGGGCGCAGCAGAAGCCCCUCCUGCAUGUCCCACAUACCGACUAGUUCUAGAUUUCAACUGCUUUGCAGCCAAUCUGAACAUCUGCGGCAAAGAGCAAACACAGAAGAGUUCUGACUGGUGCAAAUGGUUCUGUGGAAACGAGCCCUUCAAUCCGCCUUGUAGCGGCCAUGGCGUAUGCUAUUACGCUGCUCGGAGUACCGAUCUUGCAUGUGCUUGCGAGUCCGGAUACAUUGAUGGGAGCACUGCCGGGACAUGUGUUGCACAAGGGCCCUACAUCCCCUCUCGCCUCUCCUCCUACUCACAACCGGUGAAUUUGUUCCAGUCGGCCUCCUCUGCCCCCAAUGGCUCCAUCUUCCUCGCCCCGCCAUCAGCCAGUGCAUCAUGGGGAGCAGCCUUCAUAAAGCAGCCCAUCACUCUCUUCCUCUCGACCAGCCAAAAGACUCCCUGUGACCAGCCGAUAUCAUUUUUGGUUUCAUUUGCAUUUCGAAUGACUCCUGCUUCUGCUGGUUCCUCCACAUCCGGCGAGGGCCUGGCGUUUGUGGUUACUGCUACGGCACCCCAAGGGGCUGCAGCAGGGGUGGGGCUGGGAGGGGUGGGGAAGCGGAGUGUGGCGGUGGAGUUUGACUCGGUGCUGAGUGUGAAGCAAAGCGACCCCAACGACAACCAUGUGGGCGUCAAUGUGGGCGGCUCACCUGUGUCCCUCGCCUCUGCCACGGCCCCUCUCAUCCUCAACGACGGUCACACCAAGCAUGCCUGGAUCCACUACGACCCCUCCAGCGGUGGCACCCUACGAGUCUUCCUCUCAGCCUCCAGGCAGCAUCCGUCCAAGGCUGUGGUGACAGCAAGAGUGUCUCUGUGCAGUGCGCUCAAGCCUACCGUAGGCAGUGCCUUCUUCCUCUUCGGCUUUGUGGCCGCCUCUGCAAACAACACUCAGAGGCAUGACAUCCUCUCGUGGAAAAUUGACACCGAUGUACCACCAGCAGUGGAGUGGCAAUCUCAGAGCGCCGGCACUGCAUUUGGAAGAGUAGCAUCAGCAGAGGAGGUGGAAGCAGGUGGUGAGGGCGAGAGUGUGCCCACAUCGUUCCACUAUGCCAGCCUCUCCUUCCUCCCCACUGCGGACGGUCUGCCCAUGUGGAAGCCUCCUGCAUUUGUCACGUGGAUGCGAAACAUGGCAACAUGGCCUGUGAAGAACCAGCAUGGAUGUGCCGACUCCUCAGCAUACGCAGUGGUGGCAGCAGUGGAGGCAGCCUACAGCAUCAUGGAAAGCUUAUAUCAGCCCCCAAGGCUGUCGGUGGAGCAGCUGCGGGUGGCCCUGUCGGCCAACUGCGACGACAUGCCUCCGCGCGAUGUGCUGGCCUUCCUGGUGGCUGCCACGCGCAAGGGAGGGGGGCUCGUGGAUGACGCAGCAGCAGCGGCCGCCAGUCCCCACAGCAUGGCGUCUGCCGGCCGGCGCGAGAGACAGGCCGCGAAGCCGAAGUACUACGGAAUUCAGGGUUUCGAGGAGAGUUCGUUUGGAGGCUGGCUGGGUUUGCUGCUGGCAGUGCAACGGCAGCCAGUGAUUGUGCGAAUAGAGGCGUCUGCACCAUCAUUCCUCGACUACGAUGGGAAAUCCAAGUACGAAAAUGGCAGUUGCUUCCAGAACGGAGUGAACCAUGCUGUCCUGGUGGUGGGCUACGGUGUCGAGACAAGCAACGCUAGCCCUUUUCGAAUGCCUGCGCCCCUCUGGGUGAUCCGCAACUCAUGGGGCAGCGGAUGGGGCGCUGCAGGGCACAUGUUCAUGGACAUGCGGAGCGGGCCGGGCGUUUGUGGCAUCAACACACUGCCAGGCAUCUUCCCCAUCCUCCGAUCUACUGCUGACCCAUGCGGCAGCAAGUCAGUGAUGCUGGCGGGCUCACAGGGAGUGGCAGGGAGCAACGCGUUCAACCCGUGUGGGCAGUUCAAGUGCUCCAAGGCCGGAGCAUCCAACCGCUGUGCCUGUGCUGCUCCCCACUUCGUCCAGGCCUCCCACCCCGACGGCUCCAACACCUGCGCCUAUGUGGACGCCUGUGGUCUGGCAGGCAGCAACCCGUGUGUGGUGGGCACGUGUGUGAACGAUGGCAAGGGCAGCUACUCCUGUGUGUGUCCUUCAGGAUUCGUUCAAGGCACCACCGCCAAGGGAACCCUCUCCUGUGCUCCAGGUGACAACAAAGGGAGCUACACAGUGCGUGGUAGCAGUGUGUGGUGCUCUCACUUGCUGCCCGUGCUUGGCCUCACUCUGGACGAACUCAAGCAGAAGAACAAGAAGCUCUCCUGCUCCAAGCCCAUCCCAGUGGGCUUCAAGCUGAAUAUUGCGCCGCCUCAACUUCUUCCCAAGUGCUCGCUCGUCUACACCACCCACCUUGGCGACAGCUGUGCAUCGAUAGCCGCGCUGUUUGGUCUGAGCGAGGGGUGCCCUGUGGAGGGCGAGGCAUGUGAGGAGGCGUUGGUGGGGCUCAACCCUGGGCUGGACUGUGCAGCACUCACGGGCAGGGUGGCCGUGUGUGUGGAGCGGGAGGAGAGCAAGGCGGGGAUGGUGGCAGUGUGUGACCAGCAGUAUGAAAUGGAGGGCAGUGAUGGCUGCGAUGCUGCAAGAAUAGCCGUGAAUCCGCCUUUGAGCCCUCUAGAGUUUUAUCGCCUCAACCCAGGCAUCAACUGCAACAACCGCCUGCCGACUGCUACCUUUGAGGGCUUCUCACAGCGCAAGGUUGGCCAUUUUGUGUCGCCAUUUGGACAUGAUGCAGCUUCAGAUUGCGAACGCUGUUUUCGUUUCAUCCUUCUAAAUACCCCUUGA
Messenger RNA from Closterium sp. Naga37s-1, 3677 nucleotides. NCBI's taxonomy places the organism in Eukaryota, Viridiplantae, Streptophyta, Zygnematophyceae, Desmidiales, Closteriaceae. The record is from the annotation of a GenBank genome assembly.